AUGUUUUCAGACUUCACAUAUGCUGAAAGCCUUCUGCGUCAUGCUAGGAGUCAGGAUGAACAUCAAACUCCAGGAACAAGUAAUGAAGCGCCUGUUCAAAAAUCACUAGUUGAAGAAAGAAGGUCCAUGGAGUGCCACUAUGAAGAUCUAGCUCACCCUAAACGGCGCAGAUCAGUUUUUACUAAUGUGGUGAAUGAUUUAUUGAGCAGCGGAUUUGCUGUAGAUGAAACCAUGUGUCAGGCAAAAUGGAAGAAUUUGGUGAGAAGUUACAAUAUAGCCAAGGACCAAAAAACUCGCACUGGAAGGGGCCCUACUAGAUUUCAGUUCUUUGAAGAAUUGGACAAUUUGCUGGAAGAGGCAAAUUGUGUGGUGAACGUAGAUGAAGUGAAUUGUACUUUGGUAAUAGAGGAAGAUGAUUCUGAUAGGGAUAAAGCAAAUAAUGAUGAAAUUUAUACCGAGAAAAAAAACAAUGCGGAAAACAAAGAGAAGGGAAAAAAGCGCAAGAGAACUGCUAAAAAUGAGAGUAUUUUGAAAGAAAUCAACUUAGAAAAAUCAAAGAGACACCAAGAAAGAAUGGAUAUUGAACAAAAAAAAAUUGAAAUGGAAGAACGAAAGUGCAGACUUUUAGAAAGGUACUUAGAUUCCAAAGUUUGA
Molecule: messenger RNA, 654 nt
Organism: Phaedon cochleariae (mustard beetle)
Lineage: Eukaryota; Metazoa; Arthropoda; Insecta; Coleoptera; Chrysomelidae
Source: the annotation of a GenBank genome assembly